UGCCCAUCCACCUCCUGCUCCAGAAGGGACCCUCAGAGGCCGGGGGGACAGGCAGGAUGUCCCCGAGGUGUCCCUGGGUGCGGGCAGUGCCUGCCCUCCCUGCUGGAAUGCAGCGAGGAGCUGCCCUGGCCCGGCGGGGCUAUUUUGGUCCAGGGUUUUUAUCACACACUCCUCCCUUUGGAACCCACCCAGCUGAAGCCUUGCAGCCCUCACUCGGAGAGGCAGCGAGGGCUGGGAAGGAAGGAAGGAGGGAAGGAAGGAAGGAAGGGAGGAAGGAAGGAAGGAAAGGAGGAACUGGACACGCCAUGGCUGCCCGCACCGUGCCCCACGCCUACCCCAUGAGCUCUGAGUACGAGUUUGCCAACCCCAGCAAGAUCUACGACCAGAACUUUGGAGAAGGUGUGUCCCCAUCGGAGAUUUUAGCCCCUGCCCUGUACCACGGCUACUACAUCCGUCCCCGGAUCAACAAGCAGCUGGAGAGGGGCACCUCGGAGAUCUGCCUGAACCAGCACAAGUUCCAGGUGUUCCUGGACGUGUGCCAGUUCCUGCCCGACGAGCUCAGCGUCCGCACCGUGGACAACCUGCUGGAGGUGGUGGGGCAGCACCCGCAGAAGGCUGAUCGCCACGGCUUCAUCUCCAGGGAGUUCACCAGGACCUACAUCCUGCCCCUGGACGUGGAUCCCCUGCUGGUCAGGGCCACCCUGUCCCACGAUGGCAUCCUGAGCAUUGUGGCUCCCCGGACAGGCAAGGAGGUGAAGGCCAGAGUGAACGAGGUGAAGAUAACCCAGCAGGAGCAGCCAGAGGGGAAAGAGGAGCAGGCUGAGGAGGGAAAAGAGAAGGAAAAGUCCUAAAGGCUGCAGAUCUGGGAAGGAGGGGGGGACAGGGAUGGGGAAUCAGCAGUGCCAGACCCCUGCUUCUCACCAUCAGUGUUUAGCAGGGCCCUGAGGCAGCCACGCUUCUGCUUCUCAAGGCUGAUGGCUGGGAAAAAAAUGGACUUGGAACUGGAAAAAAAAAAGAGUGGGACUGCUGUGUGAAUGUGAGUGAGUGUCAUGCAAGUAUCCUCCUAGCUCAGGUCCCCAUGCAGGGAGCUCUGCUCUCCCCCCAGGGUCACUGCUGCCCUUAUUGAGGCUGUGUCUCAGUGGACUGUGCUCCAGCCCAGAAGGGCACUGGAGAGAGAACAGGGGCUCCCAGAGCCUUCCUUCUGAGCUGGUGGCUGUUUCAUGGCUGUGGAAGGUGGGGGUUGGUCUGUAAAAGCGCCUGCAGCAAUGAGGAGAGAGGAAUAAACCUGCCUCUGCUCUUCUCUUGUCUGCCUUGGAUUGGUGUUCCAGCAGGAAGGAUGGGCAGUGCCCAGCUGGCACUGAGCUCACCUGUGGCAGUGGCACCAUGGGUGGGGACAGGGAGGGACUGUGGCCACCCCUGUGCCUCACCCCCUGCUUUAGGGAGCCCAGAGUGAGGUGACCUCAAAGGGGAGCAGUGAUGAGCCCUUGGAAGGUCCCUGAGCAUCUCCAGACCUGCAAGUUAACGGGGCAUAAAUCAGUGCC
Messenger RNA from Prinia subflava (tawny-flanked prinia), 1541 nucleotides. It is a transcript of the gene HSPB2, whose product is annotated as heat shock protein family B (small) member 2. The record is from RefSeq and is a predicted model, not a curated record. Lineage: Eukaryota; Metazoa; Chordata; Aves; Passeriformes; Cisticolidae. Gene Ontology annotation, molecular function: structural constituent of eye lens. The transcript is spliced from 2 exons. Gene Ontology annotation, cellular component: cytoplasm; nucleus. The coding region runs from base 57 to 851 and encodes 264 amino acids. Gene Ontology annotation, biological process: protein refolding; response to heat; negative regulation of apoptotic process.